AUGCUUCCCGCACCAGAGGAAUUGCAGUCACACAUCGUUUCGUGGGUCGCUAAGCAGCAAAAUAGUCGCAAGUCACUGCACGCAUUGUGCUCCACGUCCAGGACGCUAGGACGUAUAGCCUCAGAAGCUUUUUAUCGCGACGUCAAACUUUAUCCUGACGAUGCACCUUUCUUCUUGCGUACGCUAUUCGAGUGCCCGGAGCUUGGUUCAACAGUAAGGCGAUUGCAGGUCUGCGUUUUGCUUGAAUCCAACACGGCUCUUGACCCGGACCUCAAGGCGAAGUCAAUUCAAGCAUUGCAUGAGCUAGGGCUUGCCGGUAGCCUGUGGGAGCAGAAGAUUAGGGACGAUGGUUUACCUACAGUAGCAGGUCUGAUUCUCACUCGUCUCCCCCAGCUCACCGAGCUCGACAUCAGGGUCGCGCCUAUUAUGCCGAAUGUCGCUUCUCAGUCGCCUUGGUAUCAACUUUUUGGCAGUGACGAGGUGCCGCAACCUGUAGCACCCGUUCUUGAACGGUUGCGAUCGCUCGCUAUUGGUGGUGCUAUGCUUCCACUGCUGGGGAUUAACUUUCCAAAGUUACGCACAUUACGUGUACGGAGAAUAACCACCCCCAUGUUAUAUCCUAAACGUGCACUACUACCCGGAGCACGCGGUGUGGAGGAUUUACACCUCGAUGCCACGGUUAAAGUCGCGAAUGUAGAACACGCCACACUCAUCUUCGGCACUUUGAACCACCUCAUUGAGGCAAUGAAUGGUAUUCAGAUUACGAGGCUCAGUAUCGACCUGUGGGCUCCCGAUACUUUCAAUCCCACCAACAGGUAUUCAGCUCAACAACUCCUAGACCAAUUGCAAGACAUCGCCUCAGGCAUAAGAAAACUUACCAUCAAUUGUGUUGCGGCCAAUUGUGUUGGGGAUGAGAUGUAUCAGCAAAGCCGGCAUGCAUUUCGCGAAAGACCGAUGGUUUCAAUUGAGCGCUUCUCAUCGCUCACAACAAUGAUUGUGCCAUCCUAUUUCCUGAAUACUUCAUCCGGAUCGCGCCGCUCGGAUCAGCCCAUCGCUGUUAAAGACAUUCGCCUUCGCACGGCUCCGAACCUCAGGAUCUCGAAGUGCGAGUUCAUAGGUUCUGACCAGCACAUGACCCAGCUUGACUUUGCACCACAGAGUUCAUAG
Aaosphaeria arxii CBS 175.79 is the source of this 1167-nucleotide messenger RNA. RefSeq lists its product as uncharacterized. Lineage: Eukaryota; Fungi; Ascomycota; Dothideomycetes; Pleosporales. The transcript has a single exon. The record is from RefSeq and is a predicted model, not a curated record. Bases 1 to 1167 code for a protein of 388 amino acids.